Messenger RNA from Pseudocercospora fijiensis CIRAD86, 1668 nucleotides. RefSeq lists its product as uncharacterized. The record is from RefSeq and is a predicted model, not a curated record. Gene Ontology annotation, molecular function: CoA-ligase activity. NCBI's taxonomy places the organism in Eukaryota, Fungi, Ascomycota, Dothideomycetes, Mycosphaerellales, Mycosphaerellaceae. The transcript has 2 exons. Bases 1 to 1668 code for a protein of 555 amino acids. Gene Ontology annotation, biological process: secondary metabolic process.
AUGCCUUCGCAAUCGCCGUAUCCCGAACUCAAGAUACCGAACGUCGGCCUUUGGGACUUCCUGUUCGAGAGGAAGGACAGAGACUUUCCGGAUGACAAAGUCAUCUACGUUGACCCAGCCACCGACCGAUCAUAUACAUACGCCCAAGUCAAGAACACCGCCAUCGAGUUCGGGAAAGGUCUGAAAGGUCUCUGGGAUUGGCAGAAGGGCGAUGUCCUCGCGCUAUACACGCCGAACUGCAUAGAUACGCCAGCGAUCACAUGGGGCACGCAUUGGGCGGGUGGGAUUGUGUCGCCUGCAAAUCCAGGCUACACUGUUGAAGAGCUUGCAUACCAGUUGAAGGAUAGUGGGGCAAGAGCAAUCAUCACGCAACUACCUCAACUGCCACUUGCCGUUGAGGCCGCGAAGAAGGUCGGCAUACCAGAAGAUCGCAUCGCUUUGAUCGGAGACGAGCGGGACCCCAAUGGCAGGGUCAAGCACUUCACAUCCGUGCGAAACAUCUCUGGCACGCAACGAUUCAGAAGAGCCAAGGUGAAUCCGGAGAAGGACCUUGCUUUUCUUGUGUACAGUUCUGGAACCACCGGUCUGCCCAAAGGUGUCAUGCUCUGCCAUCGGAAUAUUGUUGCCAACGUGAUGCAGAAUACCGCAGGAGAGCACAGGCUUUCGUGGAAGCCUCACAAGGAAGCGCCAGAAGGAGAUGCGAUUCUCGCCUUCUUGCCCUUCUUCCAUAUCUACGGACUUACCUGCAUCAUCCAUCAUUGCCUAUACCGAGGUCUCAAAUGCGUUGUGCUACCGAAGUUCGAUCUCGAGGCGUGGUGUCAGAUCGUGCAAAGUCACAAAAUCACAAUGUCAUACGUCGUCCCGCCAGUCGUGCUGCUCCUUGCAAAGCAUCCGGUAGUGGACAAGUACAAUCUCAGCAGUUUGCGCAUACUCAAUUCUGGUGCAGCACCGCUCACGAAGGAGCUGGUGGACGCCGUGUACGCUCGCAUCAAAGUGCCCAUCAAGCAAGGCUAUGGCCUCAGCGAAACAUCACCAACCACACAUCUGCAGCCAUGGGAGGAUUGGCAGUCAUCGAUGGGCUCGGUCGGCAAGCUCCUUCCCAACCUUACGGCCAAAUAUAUGUCACCAGAAGAGAAAGAACUCCCGCAAGGUGAAGUAGGCGAACUCUGGCUCAAAGGACCCAACAUCUUCAUGGGCUACCUCAACAACCCCGAAGGAACCAAAAACGCCCUCACACACGAUGGUUAUUUCAAGACCGGCGACGUUGGGUACCAAGAUUCGCACGGAAAUUUCUACAUCACCGACCGCGUCAAAGAACUCAUCAAAUACAAAGGCUUCCAAGUCCCUCCCGCCGAGCUGGAAGGCUACCUCGUCGCGCAUCCCAAAAUCGACGACGUGGCUGUCCUCGGCGUAUAUCGAGAGGAUCUGGCCACUGAAGUUCCUUUGGCAUAUGUUGUGCCCAAAUCCGGCAACACGCCGAGUCCAGAAUUGGCGCGGGAAAUUGAGGCUUGGUUGGGCAAGAAGGUUGCUAAUCACAAGAAAUUGAGAGGCGGGGUUAGGUUUACGGAUGCGAUACCGAAGAGUGUGAGUGGGAAGAUUUUGAGGAGGAUGUUGAAGGUUCGGCAUCAGGAGGAGGAAGAGAGGAAGAGAGGGAGGGCGAAGUUGUAG